CUGGAAAUGAGUAGGAGCCUGAGCUGGUCUGACCAGAUUGAUAUGCUUUUGCGUGCAACUGAUGGGCAUGUGGCCCGCAUUAAGCAGAGGCUGUAUCCCCUUGGGGUCUCCACCUCAGGGGACCUGGCUGGAUCCUGGAUUUCCUCUCAUCACUUGUCUCCGCAGUCAGAAGACCAAGCUCAACAGCCUUGGGCUCUAGAGACCCCCACUGUCCCAGAGAGUCUAAACUGGGCUGAGACCUAUAGCCCAACCUCUCUCUGGAAUGAAGUUACUAUUCUCUGAUUGGAGGUUCAAUCUCAGGCUCAGGUAACUAAGGCACUAAGGAAGACUGUUCAGAGAUUGCUGGAAGAGCAAGAGCAACAGAUGUCCAAGAUCAGUGCUCUGGAAGCAUCACUAAGGUUGCUGCAGGGGGGCCCAGAAGGUCGAGUUCUUCUCCUGGAACAACACCUGGAGGGRCUGAGAAGGGAACUGCAAAGCCUUCGGAAUCAGGUAUGGGAGCAGGCCCAAGCCCAAGUCCAAAUGAAAAAAAUACCAGGAAACUACAGUUCUACCAGUGGCUUUCACCAUGAGCUCCAAACUGAGCAGCAAAUACUGUGGAAAGAGUCAGAGAUUUUGCGAGAGGAACUGAAGUUGCUUCGGAACCAGCUGAGCCAGCACCAGGAGCUGCUGCUGAAGCAGAUGACUGAGGGGCAGCAGGCUCAAACCCACAGCUGGAAGAUGUUGGAAAAGCUGCAAAGUGGCCAGGAGAACAAGAGUCACACCCUGGAGGCUGCCAGGACAGAGUCCCWGGAUGCCCAGCAGGAGCAUAAUUUCCUCAGGACUUCCUUUGAUGUCUUCCAAUCUAAGCUGCCCCUGGCCUUCACUUUCACCAAGUCUCUUUGUUCAGCUAGCUCUGAAGUCAGUCUUCUAGACAGUAACAGUAACUGGGAACUUUUAAGGAAAUUAGAGGAGCAUCAUUUUCAACCUGAUGCUGAGCGUCUCUCAACUCCAUGCUCAGGGAAUCUUGAGCAAGCGAACCUAUCCCUUCAGGGUCCCAAGAUACUUCUGAGUGACUUGUAAUGACUUUUUUGAAAAUAGUGAGAUGAAGGCUUUUUUUGCCCAUCCUCCC
Messenger RNA from Urocitellus parryii (Arctic ground squirrel), 1108 nucleotides. RefSeq names its product CCDC163 homolog (gene Ccdc163). The record is from RefSeq and is a predicted model, not a curated record. NCBI's taxonomy places the organism in Eukaryota, Metazoa, Chordata, Mammalia, Rodentia, Sciuridae.